Molecule: messenger RNA, 2554 nt
Organism: Dermacentor silvarum
Lineage: Eukaryota; Metazoa; Arthropoda; Arachnida; Ixodida; Ixodidae
Gene: hh
Product: indian hedgehog protein
Exons: 3
Coding region: 33-1283 (416 amino acids)
Biological process (GO): protein autoprocessing; cell-cell signaling; smoothened signaling pathway
Molecular function (GO): patched binding; calcium ion binding
Source: RefSeq, a predicted model, not a curated record
CGAUGCUGCUGCGCAGGUGGACCUGAAGAAGGAUGCGCGACCCCCCCGGCUGGGUCCGGUGCUGCGCGCUGCUGCUGCUGCUGCCGUGCGCUGUGCGAGGCUGCUCGCCAGGACCCGGCGGCGGCCGCCGGCGCAGCCCGCGCAAGCUGACGCCGCUGGUGUUCAAGCAGCACGUGCCCAACGUGCCCGAGAACAUGCUGGCGGCCAGCGGACUGCCCGAGGGACGUGUCGACCGCGGCCACAAACGGUUCAGAGACCUCGUGCCCAAUUACAAUGCGGAUAUCGUCUUCAAGGACGAAGAAGGAACCGGCGCCGACAGACUCAUGACGCAGCGGUGCAAGAGCAAGCUCAACACGCUGGCCGUGUCGGUGAUGAACCAGUGGCCCGGGGUGCGGCUGCGCGUCACCGAGGGCUGGGACGAAGAAGGCCACCACGCGCCCCACUCGUUGCACUACGAAGGCCGCGCCGUGGACGUGACCACCAGCGACCGCGAGCGCUCCAAGUACGGCAUGCUGGCUCGUCUGGCCGUCGAGGCAGGCUUCGACUGGGUCUACUACGAGUCGCGCACCCACAUACACCUGUCCGUCAAGUCAGAGUCUUACGGGUCGGCGCGAACGGGCGGCUGCUUCCACGGCGACGGUCUGGUGCAGACACCCGUUGGUGCCAAGCGACUUGCCGAUGUGCUGCUUGGCGACCGUGUUCUGGCGCUGGGUGCGGACGGCCGGACGGCGGUGUUCAGCGAAGUGAUCGCCUUCUUGGACCGGCAACCCGAGGCUGAGCGCGUGUUUUACUCCGUCGUCACCGAGUGCGGACGACAUCUGACACUAACACCGGGACACCUGGUCUUCUACGUGGGUCCCGACCAGAAGGAACCACUGUUGCCGACGUUCGCUGCCCGCAUCAGGCCGGGCGGUUUCGUGCUCGCUCAGGGAAGCGGCAACGACACCGGAGGAGUGUGGCGCCGCUUCUCCGUCAAUGCGCGGACUAGUAGUGACUUGCGGCCUGUGCGUGUGCGGGACGUGCGCGCCGUGUGGUUAUCGGGAGUGUACGCACCACUGACGAGAGAAGGCACUGUGAUUGUGGACGGCGUGGCGGCAUCUUGCUACGCGGGCGUGCAAAACCAGGCGCUGGCGCACUGGGCUUUUGCGCCGCUGCGCUUGUGGCGCAGCCUCGUGGCGCCCACCAAACCAACCCCGUGCGGCUUUGACGGAGUGCACUGGUACGCAGAUGCCCUGUACAGGCUCUUCUACCGGCUGCUGCCCAGCUCCUACCUCUUAGAAUGAACCCCUCCUGCUAACUUAUUACUUCCUCCAUGCGCUUCCCCUUGUGUUCGGCAACUGAAGGCUGGAGAUUAGUGUGGCGUUCUCCGACCAAGUGACCUAAGUGCCCUCACCUUGUGGAUUUUGCGGCAGACAACGCACAGUCGGUACUCUUCCUGCCCAUGAUAGGUCGCAAGCACUUUUACAACGCGCACACACUUCCCGUUUCUCCAACUUUACUGAAGGUUCUGAUUAGACGGACAGAAUUGCCUGGCGGGCUAGUUGGUUCAGGCACGUGGCUGAAUCAGCGCAGUGUCUGUGUGCUUCUUGCUAUCCGUCCUAUUGCGUUCUGUAAGCACAAAAUCGUUUCUGGUAGUUCAAUAUGUGUCGCGUAGUGUGCCUACAGCGAUAUUGGUUUGAAGCCCUGGUUCUGCAGGGAACUUAGGCAAGGUCUCAACGAUGAUACGAUUAACAAAACGCCAAACCAGCUUCGGUUUUCUUCUGGUAAGUUUCAUAUGUGACAACGUCUUGAAGCGGCAUUAUCAGUUUUGGAACAGAAGCUGCACCAGUAAGAACAGUUUUUUACUUAUCUAGCCAGCCACCCCCAGAGGUGAAAAUUUAAAAAAAUAAACGCCUAAACCUUCAAAAAGCAUUUAGGUUUCAACCUCCGCUUGUUCGUCAACUGCAGAGUGGAAAGAAACGGCAGGUAUGACAGAUGAGGGCCAUGCGUGAGUGUCUACCAUGUUUAGCAUUUAGUGGCUUAUACUUGUGGAGGGUUCAAUUAGCUGCUCUCCUGGAUGUCUCAUGCUACAGUGACCUAAAUUAACGAUGGGCUUCGACAAAGUGCUGCGCAAAAGGAAGCCGAGAGGCAAAAAAUAGUUUUUUUAGUCAGUGUCUGGUGUUCUUCUGAUAACUUUCGGUGAAGAAUGUUGCAAAGUGAACACUAUUCGCUUUUCGUGCGUUCUAGUCAUUCACAGAUGCGUCAACGCGAUGUACUCCCCAGGCGGCAUGUUGUCUGCCGCUGUGGCUGACCAUGUGGCAAUGCAAUUCAUCCAGAAUGUGCGACGUUCCUCAGACGAGUGCAUGUGCGCGUGGUUGUGACACCUCAUUCCACAAAACCAUGGUGUCUCGCAAUAAUGUCUUGGCUUCUUUGCUGUACACAACAAGCAUGAUCUAUAAAAUGAUGGUAGCAAACAAACAAGAUGCUUCGAUGCUGAAAUAAAGCUUGUGUCGAAUACGCACGAAAACUUGUGUGCUGAUGUACGCCAAGGAACUGCAGCAGUGCACACCAUGCA